CACCCCCCUAUACUCGACAGAUCGAACAAUAACGCUCUCUCUCUCAUCGGAGCUCCAGAGAUUCUGAGUGGCUCUUCGAAGAAGAUGUUGAAAUUCUUGAAGGGCGUUGUUGCCGGAUCUGGUUCGGGACCCAAUAACCUACCCUACAACAUCGGAGAGCCUUACUCCUCUGCUUGGGGCUCUUGGACUCACUGUCGCGGCACCUCCAAGGAUGACGGGUCUCCAGUGUCAAUAUUUUCUCUUUCAGGAAAUAAUGCCAAUGACGGACAUUUAGCUGCUGGUCGUAAUGGUGUCAAGCGUCUUCGUACGGUCAGGCAUCCAAAUAUUUUAUCAUUCCUUCACAGUACGGAGGCUGAAUCUUUUGAUGGUUCUACUACAAAGGUUACUAUCUAUAUUGUCACUGAGCCUGUCAUGCCACUGUCAGAAAAGAUCAAGGAAUUAGGAUUAGAAGGUACACAAAGGGAUGAGUAUUAUGCGUGGGGAUUGCACCGUAUAGCUAAAGCUGUGAGCUUCUUAAAUAAUGAUUGUAAACUUGUCCAUAGUAAUGUUUGCUUGGCCAGUGUUGUUGUCACUCAAACUUUAGACUGGAAGCUGCAUGCUUUUGAUGUUUUAUCUGAGUUUGAUGGAAAUAAUGAAGCUUCCACGGGACCAAUGCUGCAAUAUGAAUGGCUUGUUGGUGCACAAUACAAACCAAUGGAGAUGUUGAAGUCUGACUGGGCAACAAUCAGAAAAUCUCCACCUUGGGCCAUUGACUCUUGGGGUUUGGGUUGUCUUAUUUAUGAGCUUUUUUCGGGAAUGAAGUUGAGCAAAACAGAGGAGCUGCGUAACACUGCUAGUAUACCCAAGUCUCUACUUCCAGAUUAUCAGCGGCUUUUGAGUUCCAUGCCUUCUCGCAGGUUGAACUCAUCAAAGCUUGUAGAAAACAGUGAAUAUUUCCAAAACAAGUUGGUGGAUACCAUACAUUUUAUGGAAAUUUUGAAUUUGAAGGACAGUGUUGAGAAGGAUACUUUCUUCCGCAAGCUCCCAAAUCUAGCAGAGCAGCUUCCUCGACCAAUUGUGCUGAAAAAGUUAGUUCCUUUAUUAGCUUCUGCGCUAGAAUUUGGUUCAGCUGCUGCGCCUGCUUUGACUGCACUUUUGAAAAUGGGUUCUUGGCUUUCACCAGAAGAAUUUAACGCUAAGGUAUUACCAACAAUUGUUAAAUUAUUCGCUUCCAAUGACCGGGCUAUUCGAGUUGGUCUCCUGCAGCAUAUUGAUCAAUAUGGGGAAUCACUAUCAGCACAAAUUGUUGAUGAGCAAGUUUAUUCUCAUGUUGCUACUGGGUUCAACGACACAUCUGCUUUUCUGCGGGAAUUGACACUUAAAUCCAUGCUUGUUCUGGCUCCUAAGCUGUCUCAACGCACUAUCUCAGGAUCUCUAUUGAAGUAUCUUUCUAAGUUACAGGUUGAUGAAGAACCAGCUAUUAGAACAAAUACCACUAUACUGCUUGGGAAUAUUGCCAGCUACUUGAAUGAUGGGACACGGAAAAGAGUUUUGAUAAAUGCAUUCACAGUUCGUGCUUUGCGUGAUACAUUCUCUCCUGCCCGAGGAGCUGGCGUUAUGGCUUUGUGUGCCACCGGUUCUUAUUAUGAUGUCACCGAGAUAGCAGCUAGGAUUCUGCCAAAUAUUGUUGUACUUACCAUCGAUCCUGACAGUGAUGUUCGAUCAAAGGCAUUUCAAGCAGUUGACCAAUUUUUGCAAAUAGUGAGGCAGCACCAUGAGAAGACAAAUACGGGGGAUACAAGUGGGGCUUCAAGUGGAGGAAUCUCAUCAAUACCAGGAAAUGCAAGUUUACUUGGAUGGGCCAUGAGUUCCUUGACUAUAAAAGGCAAACCUUCUGAACAAACACCACUUGCUUCAUCAAAUUCUAAUGCGCCUCUUACUUCUGCAGUCUCCAAUGCCAGCUCGGUGAUGGAUAGUCCUAGUGCAAUGUCAGUCCGUGUAAGUUCCAGUGAGAAUAUAGCUGAUGUACCUGCUCCCGUGUCCCCAACAUCAACUGAUGGUUGGGGAGACCUUGAAAAUGGACUUCAUGAAGGGCAGGAAAAUGACAAAGACGGUUGGGAUGAUAUUGAGCCACUUGAGGAGCCAAAGCCAUCUCCAGCUCUUGCAAACAUUCAAGCAGCUCAAAAGCGACCUGUCUCACAACCAAAACCGCAAGUUACAAGUUUACGACCCAAAAACACAGUUAAGGCUGCCAAAGAUGAAGAUGAUGACUUGUGGGGUUCAAUAGCUGCCCCUCCUCCAAGAUCGAGCACAAAUUCUUUGAAUAUGAAAUCAAGCGGAACAGCUAAUGAUGACGACCCGUGGGCUGCCAUCGCUGCUCCUGCACCUACCACAAGGGCCAAGCCAUUGUCAGCUGGGCGAGGACGAGGCGCUAAACCUGUAGCCUCAAAAUUGGGUGCUCAAAGGAUAAACCGGACAUCCUCAACCGGGAUGUAAAAUACUCCAGGGAAAGAAACAGGAGAAAGAAAGGGAGCAAAGAUAAAAAUGAAAAAAAAAAAAAAAAAAAAAAAAAAAAAAAAAAACAGAUUAAGAUUUGAGUUUUGUACAUUUUUUCACUUCUUGAGGUUCAGUGUUCAUAUCAAAUAUAAUACUGAAAUUAUUGGGUCAUCGGGAGUUGUAUUUGUACUAGUAUUAUCUUUUACAUAUCAACUUUUGAUUUGUAUUAUUAUUCUUUUUCAUCAAA
Messenger RNA from Camellia sinensis, 2722 nucleotides. It is a transcript of the gene CTEXP, whose product is annotated as kinase family with ARM repeat domain-containing protein. Gene Ontology annotation, biological process: protein phosphorylation. NCBI's taxonomy places the organism in Eukaryota, Viridiplantae, Streptophyta, Magnoliopsida, Ericales, Theaceae. The record is from RefSeq and is a predicted model, not a curated record. Gene Ontology annotation, molecular function: protein kinase activity; ATP binding.